Molecule: messenger RNA, 1260 nt
Organism: Closterium sp. NIES-65
Lineage: Eukaryota; Viridiplantae; Streptophyta; Zygnematophyceae; Desmidiales; Closteriaceae
Source: the annotation of a GenBank genome assembly
AUGCCAUCGAACACUACGUCAGCCCCACGCCCAGGCUCAUCUCGUAGGAGUGGGAAAGGGUCGGAGAAGAGAGGAGAUCAUGCUGGGGGGGCUGAUAGUGGUAACAAGUCAGAGCAGGGAGGGGGGAAGGGAGUGGAGAAGGGAGGGGAGAAUGGGGGUGAGAAGGGAGGGGAGAAGGGAGGGGAGAAGACAGUGGGGGCUGCCAGUGGAGAGAAGCAAAACGGGGAAGCCACUGGGGUUCCUACGUCUGCUCCAGUCGCUGCGUCGUGCUCCUGCCGGUCGCUUGCCCACCCCACCGUUCUGUGGCACCACCGGAUGGGGCACCCGUCCCUUCCUCGUCUGCGCGCUAUGUCUAGUCAGCGUCUUGUCCUAGGCCUCCCACGUGUCUUGCCGUCGCUGCUGCCUUCGCUUGCGCCGCCGUGUGGUCCCUGCGUCGAGGGUCGGCUGCGCGCCGCCCCUCACUCCUCCUCCCUUCGUCCGGCCACCGAGCCUUUUGAGACGCUUCACUUGGACGUCUGGGGCCCCGCCCCUCGUCUAGGCCCUGAGCGUGAGCGCUACUUUCUGGUGGUCGUUGACGACUUCUCCCGCUACACCACAGUGUUCCCUCUGGCGAAGAAGUCUGAGGUGACUUCUACGCUGAUCAGGUGGUUGCUCACCACCGAGGACACUCGUGGUCGUCGUGUCAGCUGCCUCCACUCCGACCGUGGGGGUGAGUUUCGCUCCGGCAUUCUCACUGGAUUCUGUCGCGAGCAGGGCAUUCGUCAGUCCUGGACGCUUCCAGAGUCCCCACAGCAGAAUGGGGUUGCUGAGCGCCGCAUAGGCCUGGUCAUGGAGAUCGCCCGCACCUCCCUGACUCACGCCUGUGCCCCCCAUUUUCUGUGGCCCUACGCGGUCAGGUACGCCGCGCACCAGCUGAACCUCUGGCCACGUGUCUCUCGACCAGAGGUUUCACCGACCAGUCUUUGGACAGGGUCCCCUGGUGUUGCGUCGCGGUUUCGUGUCUGGGGGUGCUUGGCUCUUGUCCGCGACACCUCCGUGGACAAGCUCUCGCCUCGUGCCGUCCCCUGUGUCUUCCUUGGUUUCCCUGAGGACUCCUGUGACUUCACCUUUUACCACCCUCCCUCUCACCGGUUAACUCCCGUGACGUCCGUUUCGAGGAGUCCACUCCGUACUACGUCAGGCUACCCCUCCUCCUUCGGUAGCCUCUCCGGUACAGCCUCCCUCCCCACAGUCCUCCUCGCAGCGUGCCGCAGGUGCUAG